Molecule: messenger RNA, 987 nt
Organism: Closterium sp. NIES-65
Lineage: Eukaryota; Viridiplantae; Streptophyta; Zygnematophyceae; Desmidiales; Closteriaceae
Source: the annotation of a GenBank genome assembly
AUGUGCCAACCAAAUCAUCCGGAGGUGGACAAAGAGGCGGCUAGACAUGCGCUUAUCAAAGCCACAACGGUGACCAUGGAGCCUGUUCCCGUUAUCGACGACAACGGGUACAUGUGCGUCGACCCACCCGUGGACAUCCGAAGAGAGCUACUCGACCACAAACAAAAUUUCGUAGUGCUGGAGCAUGACAUACAGGUUCUUACGGCCAAGAUCGAGUAUCUGGCCAUCAGCAAACGCGUGACGUCGGAGCAGCUGGACGCAGGAGUGCGCCAACACCUCGGUGCCGUGGCCGAAACGUUGGUGCCGACGGCGACUCCACGGAAGCAGGCCACGGACGGAAGUGGCCAGAUAGAGAGCGCGAGGACUCCUCAGCCUCGUGCACUGGCGGCAGUGCCUGCAAUCUCUCCCUGCCCUGCACCGCGCACACCUGUCACCAAAGAUGGCGUGGUACCUGCCGACGAAGCGACACUUGCUGUGGUCCGGCAUCAAGAGCGCGGCCACCUUGCACUGGCCUUGCGCAGCCGCGCCUCGACUCCCGUGCCUGCCGCUCCAGGUAACCCCGGAAGGGCCGCAAGCAGCGGAAGGACGGGAGUUAUGUGGAACGCAGCGAAGCAGAGCUGCACGGUGCAGCUGUCCGACGGGGAGAGGCAGGCGCUAGCCGGCUGCACUGAGGAGAGCCUAAGGCUUCUCAUGAAGUACAGGCGCUGGAACAGAUGGAAGGAGUGGAGAGCCGCUCUGGAGGGUCUAGAUGAUGCCCAGCCGCCCGAGGCCCGUUCGCGGCGAAAGGGGCGGGUCUCCCGAGUCAUGCAUGACGUGGAGGAGGUGGAGGCGACCACGCCCGCUACACAGGACCACCCUAUGGCUGAAGAACCUGAGGAUCCACACGAGGAGUCCGUUGACGAUGAUGUUGUAUAUGAACCAGAGGGCGAUGGCAUAGAGGAUGAGGAUGACUGGGAGGAGGUCAACCAUGAUGACACUGCUGCAUGA